ACAGAUCCCUUAUUCCCUCGCUACCUCAGAUCCUGCCUUGAUCAGCCUCUGCUGCUUCUUUCUUGCUUAUGACAGUCUGCCCACUCCCCUGCCCUGCAAUUGCUGCAGACCCUCCCACCUCUCAGGCUUGACCCUAUAGCAUUUCCAGGCUCACCCUUUUUCCCUCACCAACCUUUCCUGUCUCCCCACAACUCAGCCUGCCGCUCUGGGGCCUGGGGCACCCCAGCCCCAGCCCUCCCCAGUUCUCUCCCAGUGGCAGGGCAGAGGGCGGGAUUUCAGCUGGGCCAAAGGAGGGCGGGGCCACAUUACUGGCUGACAGCCGGAGCUGCGGCAAGAGCAGGGGUGAUUUGGGGAUGAGGCCCAGCCCCUGCCUCCCCUCCCUUCCCCCAGUUAUAAGAGCUGAGCUCAGGUGAGCUGCCUCCUUCAGUCCUGUCUCAGCGGCUGCCAGCAGAUCAUGAGCCAUCGGCCCCUCCAGGGCAGGCCAUAGGACAGCAAAAUUCACCAAAGGACCAAGCACAGCAGACAGCAUGGGGCAGUGCCGGUCGGCCAAUGCCGAGGAUGCCCAGGAAUUCAGUGACGUGGAGAGGGCCAUCGAAACCCUCAUCAAGAACUUCCAUCAGUACUCUGCGGAGGGCGGGAAGGAGACACUCACGGCUGCCGAGCUCCGGAACCUGGUCACCCAACAGCUGCCCCACCUCAUGCCGAGCAACUGUGGACUAGAAGAGAAAAUUGCUGACUUGGGCAACUGCAACGAAUCUAAAUUGGAAUUUGGGAGUUUCUGGGAACUGAUUGGAGAAGCAGCCAAGAGUGUGAAGAUGGAAAGCCCGGUUCCGGGGAGUUGAGAAACUUCCCCUGGAAUUCUUGGGGGGAUGUUGGGAAAGGGAUCCUUAGAGACGAUGGGCCUGGAAAUAGAACUCCUCUCUCCACCACCACCCCAUUCCUCUGUUGGCCCUGCCUCACCUCUGCAAGGGUCAGGUUCUUAAUGGCCCUGGUGGUGGGGAUGGUGUCUCUGUUCAUGUCAUCCAUGGGAGCUCGUGCAGCUAACGGGCCUGGGAGUGCCCACCAGCGAGGGGCUCAGGACUGGUUGGGGCUAGGAUGGGUAAGGAUGAUGUGAGGGCCAGGUCAUCGGGGAAGCGGGUAAGGGUAGAGAGGAGCAGGGCUGUGGGCCUGGGAAUAGGGCUAGAUAUUUGGUACUAACAAGCGUCUCUAAGAACCUACCCCAUCCUAACCUCUUCCCCAACCACAAGUAGUCUCUGUCUAAUGCUAUUCCUGUAUCCAGCUCUGCCCCAGCCUCUCCCAAAGACUGUCCCUGGGCUAAGAUGGGAAGAGAGAUCAGGGUGGGAGAGGCUUUGGGAGUAAGAGGACCAACUGGGUACUUGGGCAUUUACAGAAUGAUGGUUGUUUUGUAUCAUUUGAUUUAAUAAAAAAAUAAA
This is a messenger RNA of Condylura cristata (star-nosed mole), 1433 nucleotides long. It is a transcript of the gene S100A14, whose product is annotated as S100 calcium binding protein A14. Gene Ontology annotation, molecular function: chemokine receptor binding. Gene Ontology annotation, biological process: response to lipopolysaccharide; positive regulation of granulocyte chemotaxis; toll-like receptor 4 signaling pathway. The record is from RefSeq and is a predicted model, not a curated record. Gene Ontology annotation, cellular component: perinuclear region of cytoplasm. Lineage: Eukaryota; Metazoa; Chordata; Mammalia; Eulipotyphla; Talpidae. The transcript has 4 exons. The coding region runs from base 528 to 842 and encodes 104 amino acids.